GCAAAAAGGUGGAUAGCCGAUUAAAAUAUCUCUGUAUUGACACUCUGCAGAGGGCGCUGCAACUCCGGAAAAGGAUUCUGCAUUUUCAUCCGUUCUGUCGGUCGAUCAAUCUGGUCUCAGCCGCUCCUCACAUUGUUGGACGCGUUUGUCAAAAGGGACAAAUGGCAAAAACCUUGCAUUAAAAUGGCAAACGGAGGAGAAGAUGCCUCAACCCAAGGUGAAGUUGGUGGUGACGGGAGAUGAUUUUGGGUACUGCGAGAGAAGGAAUCUAGGCAUUGUGGAUUGUUUCAAAGCUGGUGGGAUCUCUAAUGUCUCUCUGUUGGUGAAUGCAGUCUCAGCAAAACAUGCGGCAGACUUGGCCAAAAGGUAUCACCUCCCUAUUGGAAUACAUGCCAAUCUCUCAGAGGGUCUUCCAAUGUCUCAGGAACUGAAGAGCUCAACGCUCCUCAACAAGGAUGGUUUUUUCCAUGGCAAGAUGGGCUUCCGGGAGGUUUUGCAGAGCGGUCAGCUCAAGAUGUCAGAGGUGGAGGUGGAGCUCAGGGCCCAGAUAAACCAUUUCUAUGAACUGGUUGGCCACAUGCCCUCUCAUAUGGAUGGUCACCAGCAUGUACACGUGCUGCCAGAGGUGCGAGAGGUAUUUGCCAGAGUUCUCUCUGAUUUUGGGAUCACCUACACACGGGUCCCUGUGGAACCUGGCCUUAAAUUUUGCACCUUCCUCCCGUCCCAUCUUCAAGACUUCUACUCUCAGGUUGAAAAAGAUGCCCUUGAGUCUGUCGAAGUUUUUCAUCGGCAUGGCAUAAGAUGGCCUGACAUAUACCUGGGCCUAAGCACUAUGGGUAAGAACAUGUCUAUACCCAACCUGAAACGAGCUUUGGGCUUCACGCUGGAGGCACGAGGGUCAUCACUGGAUGACAGUGUGACUUCACUGAUACUGACACAGACCAAUGACAACACAACUGACUCCUAUCAACCUCUCACAGCAGAGCUUAUGGUUCAUCCAGGAUAUCCAAGUCACCCUCACCAGGGUGGAUGUGGAGACGGACCCGAUGAUUUCUCGCAGUCUACAGACCGGCUGCAUGAGCUGAACACAUUGAGGGACCCUUUGGUGCUUAGCUACUACAGGCAACAGGGGAUCCACCUCUGUGCCUUUAAGGACUUUUAAACCCUCGGGGAUGUAGAGGAACAUAUUUUGGGGCAUUGCAGCAAACUGAAGGGUGAAUGCUUGGUUGGGGAAAUGGCAGGAAAUGGGCCAACAUGGACCAUAAAGUUAAAUUGUGCUGCUUCCAAAGUCCACACCAAACCAUUUGAAGUCAUUUCCAGCGAAAGGAGACUUUUAUAACGAUGUCCUACAAUCUCUCCUUUGAGACCGUGUAUUUGAAAUUUCAUAAAACAUGUUUUUAGAUAUUUAAGCAUUAGUUCACUCUGAAUGAAAUGAAAAUUCUCUCAUGGUGUACUCACCUUGAUUUUGUUCCAAACCCGUACGACUAACUUUCUUCUGUCGAACACAAAGGGAGAUGUUAGGCAGAAUGUUGGGUAGACGGCCUUAUUCACUUUUAUUGUAUGAGAACCAUCAACAUUUCUCCCCAUGUUCCAUGAAAGAAAGCAAGUGAUGCUGGUUUGGAAUGACAUGUGGGUGAGUAAAUGAUUACAAAGUUUUAUUUUUGUGGGAACUAUUCUUUUAAAGCAUACAACCUUUUAUGAUGGAUAGCUGCUGUACGUCCAGUUGUUGCAAGAAGAACCCUGCCUACAUUUUUAUUGUGGCAGAUACAGACAGAAGAAUGUUCUUGUAUUAGAAAUGUAGCAAUCAGAUAAGUUUCUGCCUCCAUUAGAGCACCAAGUGCUUUCACAUUCAUAUUGCAAAUAAUUGUACAAUCUGAUAGCUAUGUCAUAUUUAUAAUGUAAUUUACUAUAUGUAGAUUUCAACUCUUAACUGAGCAUAUAACAAUGACUUUAUAUAUUUAAAAAUACAUUGUAAUGUAUAGGGUACAAUGUUUGUAACAAAUGUAUUUGAUAUUUUUACUGUAAUCAUGAAUUAAAAGCACAAUCAAUUUAACUGAGAAUUUCUGUCUGAAAAAAAAUAAGAAAAACUGCUUUGAAACUGUUGUUUUGAUGGUGAAAAUGAACAAUUAAGUAUUGGAAAUGGGAUUCCCAUGGUCAUAGGAAACCUAUAGAGACUGUAUCAGGGAAUUGUACAAUGUGUUUUCUUUGUAAGCAUGUAUUUCUGGUUCUGUUCACGUUCACUUUGAAAAGUCUUAUUUCAUUCCACUAGAUGGCAGCAAACAUUAGAUUUUUUUUUUCUUCUCUUUCACAUUCCAUCACAAUAUACAGAUCUGAUAUGUAGGUGGCGCUAUAAUGCAUUUUAGCCCUCACAGAUGUGCUGGUCCAUAGACAGACUAAUUUUCAGUUUAUGCACCACCCUCAUUGUUUCAUUGAGUUUCUCGAACUCUGAGUGGACUAGAAGCUGAAAUCCUCAUCUUUGCAAUGAUAUAUAACAUUUUAUCUUGAAUUAGGCCUGUCACAAUUAUUAAAUAAGCGUCUGAUCUAACCGACACAACUGUGAUUUUUGGACAUUCUAAUUCCAAUUACAUUUUAAUGCCCAAAUAAGGCCAUUUUAAGCAAGUAUACAGUAUAAAUGCCAUGAACGGUGUGUUUGUGUCAUUUAGUUGAACUCCGAAUCCAGGCGUCACUGAGCUGCACCACGUCUGAUGUCAAACAGCUCCUGU
Molecule: messenger RNA, 2723 nt
Organism: Xyrauchen texanus (razorback sucker)
Lineage: Eukaryota; Metazoa; Chordata; Actinopteri; Cypriniformes; Catostomidae
Product: carbohydrate deacetylase
Exons: 6
Coding region: 203-1162 (319 amino acids)
Biological process (GO): carbohydrate metabolic process
Molecular function (GO): deacetylase activity
Source: RefSeq, a predicted model, not a curated record